AUGCGGGCAGCAGCUCAGCUUUUCCCCCUCCUCUCUCUGGUUGGGCAAGUUCUUGGGGAGAGUUUCGAUGCCAAUAUCAACUAUGGCAGCCCGUCCCGAAGGCACGCCGGCCUCGGACUCGACGUCCCUCUAAUUGAGCGGCGAUUCGUGAAGAGAGAUGAUAGGACGUACGACCCUAAAGAGCUGAAUUUCACCCACGGUGUUGCAUCUGGGGACCCAUAUCCGAACAGUGUUAUUCUGUGGACCCGCAUCGCGCCCUCUCUAAAAUCAGAUGAGAGCAAUGUGGUUGUCAGCGGCACCGCGCCACUCUAUAACCAUGAUACCGAGCCAUAUAUCAAGGCAUCCAAGAACCCCAUCUGCGUUGAGUACAAGGUAUACUCGGAUAAGGAGGCCAGAAGGGUUGUCGACAAGGGCAAGGCAUAUACCACCAGUGAUAUUGACUAUACGCUCAAAGUUGAAGCGAAAAAUCUGAGGCCAUUCACAAAAUAUUGGUAUCAAUUCAAUGUCUGCGGCACAGAUAUCAAGAGUCCUCUUGGCCGAACGAAGACAAGCCCGAACGAAAACGACAGUGGCAAGGACAUCAAGCUAGCCGUCUUUUCAUGCUCCAAUUACCCGAAUGGAUACUUCAACGCCUACGGUAACGUAGCAAGGAAGGAUAACGUUGACUAUGUUGUCCAUCUCGGAGAUUACAUCUAUGAGACCAAAAAGGGUAAGUUGGGGACAGAUGAACGAGCGACGGAUCCGCCAAACGCCAUCUUCACCUUGUACGAUUAUAGGACACGACAUGGACAGUAUCGUUCGGAUCUCGACCUUCGAGCCACACACGAACAGUUCCCUUGGAUCCCGGUAUGGGAUGAUCAUGAGAUUGCAAACAACGGUUACAGGGAUGGCAUGUCUGCGCUCAACAACACGGAAGAAUCAUUCCUCAAUCAUGGUGGUAUCUCCGUUGACCAGCGCAAGAUGAACGCCGUGAGAGCGUACUUUGAGUGGAUGCCCAUUCGACAAGUGGAUAUGGAUGACAAUCUCCGUAUUUGGAGGUCCUUCCAGCUUGGGAAAACUAUGGAUCUGAUCAUGUUGGACACCCGUAACUAUGAUCGCAGCAUUACGGACCUUGGCUGGAAUGCCGACUACAUUGACCUCAUCGGAAAUGAUGCCGCACGCACGCUGAUGGGCUCUCACCAAGAGAAUUGGUUCUAUAAUCAGUUGUCCAAGUCCCAGAAGCGAGGAGCGACGUGGCGAGUGAUUGGGAACCAGCUCGUUUUCUCUCGAGGUGCCCGCGUGGUCGACGGAAAGCUUACAAUGGCCGGAGACAAUUGGAAUGGAUACCUUUCCAACCGAAAUCGGACUUUCAAGCAUUGGUAUGACAAUGAUAUUGGCAACAAUAUCAUGCUGGCAGGCGAUUCUCACAAGAACUGGGUCAGCGACCUCGUUUGGCUUGAUGAGCAUCCAUAUGACCCGGCCACCGGCGAAGGGUCAGUUGGCGUCGAGUUCGCAGGAACGGCGGUGUCCAGCACCGGGUAUGGCGGCACCCUCGCUACUGCUGACGAAACGGCCGAAAGUUGGGUGACGCAGAACGCCGAGAUGCAUUGGAUUGAGGGAUACUAUCGCGGAUACUUUGAGCUCCAUGUCUCGCCCAAAGAGGCGGUGGCGAGGUACUAUGGAUGCCCAACGGUUGCUACUCGAAAUGCGUGGGAGAUUCCGCUGGCCAACUUCACCGUCAAAGCGGGCGCUAACCGCUUGAGCCGUCCCCUGGCUGGCGGUAACGUUGAAGCGGGUUAUUUGUCGGAUGGGACGAUUACCCACACCAAUUUGACCCUCAACACCGAGACUGGCGAGUGGAAGGAGAUCGGGUUUGAGCAGAUGUUCAUUCAAUACUAAGAUACAGUUCUCCACAUCAAUGACUAGUCCGGGUCAUUUAUAGCAAGGGUCGACUCUCACCCUCUCUAACCAAAUUCAAGCAUAUUCCGAGUAUUCCGCUGUCCAAAUAUUCUUUCAGGACAGGUGUCCAUUGUGCGUGUAUUUAAAGAUAAUCCGGAGAUGCCCCCCUCGUCGCUUCACUGAGAUGAUCACUCUCCUACUGUCCGAGAAAUGGUAUUCCAUACGAUCCGUGUUGA
Molecule: messenger RNA, 2114 nt
Organism: Eremomyces bilateralis CBS 781.70
Lineage: Eukaryota; Fungi; Ascomycota; Dothideomycetes; Eremomycetales; Eremomycetaceae
Product: alkaline phosphatase-like protein
Exons: 10
Coding region: 1-1878 (625 amino acids)
Source: RefSeq, a predicted model, not a curated record